Messenger RNA from Anguilla anguilla (European eel), 2342 nucleotides. RefSeq names its product BCL-6 corepressor-like protein 1. Lineage: Eukaryota; Metazoa; Chordata; Actinopteri; Anguilliformes; Anguillidae. Bases 1 to 1587 code for a protein of 528 amino acids. The record is from RefSeq and is a predicted model, not a curated record. The transcript has 4 exons.
AUGGGUGACAGUGGGGCACAGCCGCAGAAAAGGGCAUGCGCACUACACAGUGGCGAAUCUCCAGAGGUUGUGGUGUCCAACCAAUUCCAGCCCUUGCAGGAAUUGGAUCUGGCUCUUGACUCUGAGAGUGGGAGGACUGAGGAGGCACUGGGCACCCACAUGACCACAUCCUCUCAGAAAAGGGAGUUAGUGAUAGUGGGGAAAGAGGGGUACAGGUUUAUGGGGCACUGGGACUUCCUCUGGGACAGGGGUGACCUGUACAAGCGUGAUGGGCUGCACCUGAACCGGAGGGUCCCGCCGGUUUUGAGUAAGCCGGAGGUGGCUGGGGGGACCUCCGGGCCAAGUCCUGCCAUUGGACAGGCCCGCCUGUCCAGUAGACAGAUGGCAGACAGACUCUUUGAUACAUGCCAGGGGUCGCGCCCAUUAUUGGACUACGCGAAAGAGUUCAGCGCUGUGGCUGCACAGACGGACCGGCCCCAGCCCAUAGUUUGCCAACUGUUUAGGGACAACAUGAAGCUAAUUUACUCUGACCUGGAGGGGUGCUGUGACUUUAAAGCCCUAUUAGCAACGGCAUUCCACUGGGAGUUUCUACGGGGGGCCGCAGAUAUGCCCCCUCUGACCGAGAAGUACUCCCAGCCCACCCCGGAGAAGCCCCCUGCUCUGCCCCGAGCCCCGGAGAAGCCCCCUGCUCUGCCCCGAGCCCCGGAGAGGCCUCCACAGCCGUCCAGAGCCCCGGAGAGGCCUCCAGAGCCAUCCAGAGCCCAGGAGAGGCCUCCUGAGCCGUCCAGAGCCCCGGAGAGGCCGCCUGCUCCGUCUGUUGUCCCGCCGCGACCUGCCCUGGCUGCUGUCCAGCAGGCGAAUGCCUUGCCCAGUGUCCAUGCCGUGCCCAAUGUCUGUGCCUUGCCCAGUGUUCAUGCCUUACCCAAUGUCUAUGCCUUGCCCAAUGUUUGUGCUUCGCCUAAUGUUCACGUCUGGCCUAGUGUUCUCGCUCCCCCUAGUGUUCCUGCUCCCCCCAGUGUUCUCGCUCCCCUCAGUGUCUGUGCUCCCCCUAGUGUCCGUGCUCCCCCUAAUGUUCUCGCUCCCCCUAGUGUCCGUUCUUCGCCUAUUGUUCUUGCUCCCCCUAGUGUUCCUGCCUCGCCCAGUGUUCCCGCACCCUCUAGUGUCCGUGCUCCGCCUAGUGUUCUCGCGCCCCCUAGUGUUUCCAAGCCGUCGCUGCCCCCACCCAGUGCCCAGAGACUUCGCCCUAUCCACUUUCCCAAUCGUGUGUCUGUCUGUACUCCUGCCCCCUUGUCAGUUGUCCUACCUGCUUGCUUGUCUGCCUGUUUGCCCGCGUGUCUGUCAGCCAGUUUGUUAGCCUGUUUAUCUGCCCCCCAGGCCGUCGGCCCGUCGGCCAAUCUGUUCUCCCGUCUGUCUGCCUGUCUGUCGGUGUGUCAGUCUGCUUGUUUUUUGUCCUGUCUGCCCGUUUGUCAGUUUGUGUGUCAGUCUUUGAGUUCACCCCUUUCCUUCCCUGUCUGUCUGUCCCUUAGUGUGUCUGUCAGUCUUGCUGUGUGCCUCCCCACCUGCGUGUCUCUUUGUCUGUCCUUGUAGGUCUCCCAGUGUUGUCCCUGUCUCUGUGUCAGUCCGUUCCAGUCUGUGUUAGUCCGUUUCUGUCAGUCUCCGUCCACCCCAGUGUCGUCGGAGUCCAGUUCCAUGUAGUGUCCUUAGUCCGCUCCGUGUCUGUCUUUUGUCCAGUCUUGUGUCGUGUUGUGUUUGUAUCUGUUUCGUGUUGUGUCUUGGUGUUGUUCCGUAUGUGUCAGUUUGGCCCAGUCCGUUCCUGUUGAGUUCAGUCCCUUCCAGUCUAGCCCAGUCCGGUGUUCUGUCUCGUCUCGUUCCAGUCCAGUGUUCUGUCUUGUCUCGUUCCAGUCCAGUGUUCUGUCUUGUCUCGUUCCAGUCCAGUGUUCUGUCUCAUCUCGUUCCAGUCCGGUGUUCUGUCUCGUCUCGUUCCAGUCUGGUUUAUUAACAAAAAGUAGAUUCCAUACCAACAUUAGGAAGAAUUGUUUCACACACAGAGUAUGUGUGGAAUAGCCUGCCAGGUCACGUAGUAGAGGCAGAAACUCUGGGGAUUUUUAAGACUAGGCUUGAUACAGUAUUAGAUGCUGUCUAGUCUGUAGGCAAUCAGAGCACUAAUGGGGGCGACAUAGCUCAGGAGGUAGUCUGGCAGUUGGAGAGUUGCCGGUUCGAGCCCUGGGCAUGUCGAAGUGUCCCUGGGCAAGACACCUAAGCCCUAAUUGCUCCCAACGAGCUGAUUGGUACCUUGCAUGGCAGCCUUUCACCGUUGGUGUGUGUGGGUGUGAAUGGGUGAA